Klebsormidium nitens is the source of this 1709-nucleotide messenger RNA. The record is from the annotation of a GenBank genome assembly. Lineage: Eukaryota; Viridiplantae; Streptophyta; Klebsormidiophyceae; Klebsormidiales; Klebsormidiaceae.
UUGAACUUGAAGUUGAACAGUGCUUGAACUCCUUGUGCGCCACGCGGGCUAAUAACUACGUAGGUACUUGUCAGCGGUUGCUGCCAGGAACGGCCCUGGGUCUCAACUUGGAAGACUUUUGAGCAAAGUUCAGAUCAUUUGACAGCAAGGAGAGGACGUUUACAACUUGCCAGGAAGAGACUCUGUCGGUUCCGCCCGACGCCUAACGGAAGUUCUGAAGAUGAAGAUUACGGUGAAGACCCUGAAGGGUCAGAAUUUCAGCCUGGAGGUGGAUGCAACCGACAAGAUUGCGGAGGUGAAGCGCAAGGUGGCGGCAGCGCAGGGCGCAGAGGCGUACCCGGUUGGCGCUCAGGUGCUCAUCUACCAGGGCAAGGUGCUUAAGGACGACACCAGCGUGGCCGACAACAGCAUCGCCGAGAGCGGCUUCGUGGUGGUCAUGCUCACCAAGGCCAAGCCCGCUGCGGCCCCUCCCUCGGCUGCUCCUCCUGUGCCCGCUGCCAGCCCCGCUGCGGCGCCCCCUACCGCUGCGCCUGCUGCUGUUGCCCCCCCUGCUGCUGCUCCCCCUGCUGCGGCGCCCCCUGCUGCGGCUGCCGCCGCCCCAGCCCCUGCUGCUGCUGCUGCUACUGCGCCUGCGGUGGGCGGCGUGGCGGGGGAGGCGGGGUACGACAGUGCGGCGUCCACGCUGGUGGCGGGGAGCGCGCUGGAGAGCACCAUUGCGCAGAUCCUGGAGAUGGGCGGCGGCGCCUUCCAGCGCGACCAGGUGGUCAAGGCCCUGAGCGCCGCGUACAACAACCCCGAGCGCGCCGUCGAGUACCUCUACACCGGCAUCCCGGAGACCGCGGAGGCCGCUCCUGUGGUUGCUCGCGGCGCCACUCCUGCGCCCCCCCCUCCAGGCUCUGACGCUGCGCCUGCCCCCGGGGCUGCGGCUUCUCCUGCCUCUGCGGCUCCUGCGGCGGGCCCGCCCGGUGGUGGCCCCAAUGCAGCGCCACUGGACCUGUUCCCGCAGGGCAUGCCCGGCUGGGGGGGCGCCGCAGCGGGCGCGGGGCCGGCCGGGGCGCUCGACUUCUUGCGCGAGAACCCGCAGUUCCAAGCGCUGCGCCAGAUGGUGCAGGCCAACCCGACCAUCCUGCAGCCGAUGCUGCAGGAGCUGGGCAAGCAGAACCCGCAGCUGCUGGCGCUCAUCAACGCGCACCAGGCCGAGUUCCUGCGCCUCAUCAAUGAGCCCGCCGCAGAGGGCGAAGCGGACAUUUUGGGGCAGCUGGGCGAGAUGGGGGGGGGCGCGCCGCAGGCCAUCAACGUUACGCCCGAGGAGAAGGAGGCCAUCGACAGACUAGAAUCCAUGGGGUUCGAUCGAGCCAGGGUGAUCGAAGCCUUUCUCGCUUGUGACAAGAACGAGAACCUGGCGGCCAACUAUCUCCUAGAGCAUGCACAGGACAUGGAGGACUAGUCGUCAGGUGCAAAGCUCGUCGUUUCUGCCAAAUUCAGGACAGUCGAAUCCGAUCAUGUUCGAAGACUCAUGAGUCACAUGCUCCCCGUCAGUCCUUCCAUCUAUUAGUCUCUCACCCAAUGCGCUGUGAUUGACAGGUCUCUGACAUUUUGACACCUGUAGCCGGUCCUUGAUGAGUUCGUCCCUUCUUGAGUGACACCGACAGGUACAUCGAAGGGAUGCUAAUGAUCAAACUUGCAGUGAACCAUAGCAGUCACGGGGA